Messenger RNA from Larimichthys crocea (large yellow croaker), 886 nucleotides. RefSeq names its product ring finger protein 181 (gene rnf181). The record is from RefSeq and is a predicted model, not a curated record. Bases 153 to 626 code for a protein of 157 amino acids. Gene Ontology annotation, cellular component: cytoplasm. Lineage: Eukaryota; Metazoa; Chordata; Actinopteri; Sciaenidae. Gene Ontology annotation, biological process: protein ubiquitination. Gene Ontology annotation, molecular function: ubiquitin protein ligase activity. The transcript is spliced from 5 exons.
ACGUCAUGGCCGCAGUUUUAACCUUCAGCCGAAGAAGAGGCGGAGCCGCGUCUCUGUCUGUGAUUGGACAGCAGCGCAGCACGUGGCUGAAGCUCGUCACACCGGAAGUGUGACCUGUGCGUCGCUGCAGAGCGGAGACACACCGACACAAAAUGGCUUCCUACUUUGACGAACACGACUGCGAGCCGACCAACCCGGAGGAGCAGUACCGCCAGAACGCCCUGCUCGAACUCGCCAGGUCUCUCAUGCAGGGUUUGGACCUCUUCGACUCGGGGCCGUUCGACCUGUCGGACUGGGACCAGCGGCUUCCUCCUCCGGCCGCCAAGACCGCCGUGCAGACGCUCACCGUGGUCGUGGUCUCCGCGGAGCAGGCGGACAAAGGCCUGAAGUGUCCGGUGUGUCUGCUGGAGUUCGAGGAGCAGGAGACGGUUCGAGAGAUGCCGUGUAAACACCUGUUCCACUCCGGCUGCAUCCUGCCGUGGUUGGGGAAGACGAACUCCUGUCCGCUCUGCCGCCUCGAGUUACCGACGGACAACCCGGAGUACGAAGAGUUCAAGAAAGACAAGGAGAGACGGAAACAGCGAGAGCACCGGCUGGAAGAUCUGCACGGAGCCAUGUACACAUGACCACGACCACGACCACGCCGGAGACACGGGGACAUUUCAACGCCUCAGGAGACGCCGCGUUCACGACAAACUCACCGCAGAGACGCCGUGACAUGAAAUCAAACGUAAAAUAAAAAGAAUCUGUGCCGAGCUGGUGUGAGCGCAGCGGAAACAAGAUCGUUAGAAAUGUUUGAAUAUUUUAGUCGUUUUACAUUUCUGAGCUUUAAACGCACAAAAAAAAAAAAAACUGCUAAAAAAAAUGAAUCAUUCAAAGUUUAAAU